Messenger RNA from Paramacrobiotus metropolitanus, 2006 nucleotides. RefSeq names its product tropomyosin-1, isoforms 33/34-like. Lineage: Eukaryota; Metazoa; Tardigrada; Eutardigrada; Parachela; Macrobiotidae. The transcript has 9 exons. The record is from RefSeq and is a predicted model, not a curated record. The coding region runs from base 241 to 1632 and encodes 463 amino acids.
GUGUUCUGAAUCUGAACUGUUCUCAGUCUUUUUGAGUUUUUUUCGAAUGCCCACGCGUGCAACCUGCAGCGUGGCCGUGCUGAAAUCUGUCAACACUCUUUGACACCUCAGACUUUUCUUGUGAGUCCGUGACCGAAAGUUUUCUCCGUAUUUUUUGCGAGUUUUCGCUUGAGCUUAUCUGAAUUGACCAAUUACUGUCUGAAUCGCCGCGGUUUGGAGUUUGCAUAGCAGUUUCCCUGGAUGCAGACUGCACUCUCGGGAUCCACAAUGGCGAACAAAAACUCCAUAACUAGCGUGAAUCUCAAUGGAUCCAUAAUGCACCGUCUUAAGCAAGGCAGAUCUUCAGAAAGCGAAGAGGACGAAGCAUUCAAGGGAAUGGAUAAGGAAUACAGGAGCUUGAAGGCUAAAUGGACAGAGGACAAGCAAAGUGCUCGACUGGCAGUCAGCACGCUGCAGCAACAAGUGGCGGACCGCGACCGCGUCAUAGAACAGCAGCGAACGAUGAUGACGAAUCUGCAGAGUGUCGUCUCCACCAAGAAUCGCAUCAUCGAAGAGCAAGGUAUCCGCUUGAAGGAGAUUGAAGCGCGGGUGCUGGACGGUCAGCGACAGAAGAUGGAGGAGCAGCAGAGCCGCUUGCAGGAGCUGGAAGCGUGCUUGGCCGAGGAGAAACGCGCGCGCGAGGAGUUGGCGGCACGCAAUGCCCAGUUGAUGACGAUAACCUCGGCCAUCCACGGGGCUUUCGCUAGUCACCGCGAUGUUGUGCAGCUACUAUUGGGUUCGCCUGGUGGCGUCGGAUCUCCUGUUAAUGCUCCCCAAGAUUUGAAAGUGGGCGUCGAAGCUGUUGUUGAUGUCCCCAAAGUCGACGGUGAAAGCCCUACUGUUGUUCCGAUUCCGGUUGUCGCUGCUGAACAGAUUCAGGCAGCAGUUGUCGAUGGUGCAUCGGAAUCCCUUGCUGAAAAGACUCCCGUGGCGGCUGUCGAUGGCCCAUCGGAAUCGGCGUCUGCACCGCGCGAUCCCACUCCGCCGCCCUCCGCACCGGAACCCCCGAUCGAGCCGGUCGCCGAGCACGUAGAAGUCGACACGGAGCCGGUGGUUGUCCCGCCGCCAUUGCCCGUUGCUGACGACACACCGCCGACCGGUAGCGAGAGUGUGGGAGCGGACGUGGACAUGCCUCCCGCCCUUUCCGUUAACGAACAGUCUAAGGAGCCCGCCGCGGCCCAUAAACCCAUUAUAGUGGUCCUCCCCAUCAAACCGGCGCUCCGCUCGCGCCCGCCCAUUGACUCAGAGAACCCGGCCUCCCCCGAGAUCACCGACCGGCCCAAGAAGACCGUCAGCUUCUCGCCGCUGCUCGAUCAGGUGGGCGUCGUGCCAGGGAAGCGGAAACGGGCGGAAUCCCUGGUGACGUCCUACACGUGCCGCGUGUGUCUGGUGGAUUUCGUGGAUGAGGCGGCACUGCGCGGGCAUGUGUGCCCGUUGCAGCGUAUCUACCAGUGCGGAACAGACGGCUGCCAGAAGACCUUCGGGAGCGCAUCCAGCAAGCGCCGGCAUGAGAACGCGGCGCACGUUGAUAAGCCGAAAUUGCGCGCAGCCAAAUCAGGGCCGAUAAAUAAUUCCUCUUCUCCGGGUUCUUGAUGAGGGAUAGCGUUGUGGUUCGUUUUACGAGGACAGUAAUGAUCUUUGCAUUUUUUCAAAAAUUUUGUAUUUUUAUCAUUUGUACCGAUUGCCUUACGUGAUUUGAUGGAGUUCCUGUUUACUAACAUAUGUAUAAUUUUUCUGUUUGCUGGAUGCUGGGUUUUGGUGAUGACAGGUUUGCUUUCUUUCCUGGGCAUGAUGGCUGGAAAUUGUUAGGUUAUUCUGUUUUUAUGGCACUCUCUCAGGUACAUUUUUGAUUUGAUUUAUAUAUUUCGCAAUUCGACUGUGUUUGUGGUGUUAGGAAGCUUUUCGGUAGAGUGUUUUCAGAAAUUUCGAUGUUUGUAAAUUUCAAAUAAAGAUGGUACCUGUGUGAA